AUGGCAAGAUCGAGGAGGGGCGGAGCUUCUGGAGGAUCCCGACCCGAGUACUGCAGUGGAAGAGUCGGCUUGCUGGUUCGGGUGCUGCUGUUGUCCUGCACCGCCGUGCUGGUCUGCUUGGCAGCCACAUCCGGACCGCCAGAGGCCAAGCCAUCUUUGAGCUUGGCGCUGGCCGACGACCUUCCAGUCACGCUCAGCAAGGGCAGUUUGCCCGGCCCGCCAAGCACUGAAGCGACCACCCCGGCGGCGACCACUUUGCCUACAACAAGCAUCGGUGCCGCCACAGCAAACAGAGACCUGGGGAAUGGCCUGCGUCAUCACGAAGAUGCCGGCGGCGAGCCGGCAAUCAUCCGCUACACGCUGCCGGCACGGCAGACAUCCUUGGACAUUGACCUGGUCGUGGCCGCCUUCUCAGAAAACCUGAGUUGGGUCGAGCCUAUGCUGGCACGUGUCUCCCCGGGUGCCGAGCUGCGACUGUAUUGCAAAGGCCCCAAGCUCAAUGACCCGCGCUGCUUGCGCAUCGACAAUUACGGUGGCGAGGAGUACGCAUACCUCACCCACAUCACUCACUUCUACGACGAGCUCGCGCCGAUCACGGUCUUUACCCUAGGCAGCAUCUACAACGAAGACUGGUAUUGGCUCAAGUGUCGGAAGCUGAACUUCGUUCUGAGCCAAAUCGACACUCCAGAAAAGCGCCAGGGCUUCUCCGGCUUUGUGACGAUGGCACACCAAGCGCCGGACAGUUUCAUGGAGUUUGAGGGCUACUUCCAACUGAAGUCCUACCGGAACCAUGCCGGUGGACAGAAUACUGCCGCCUGCCGUGCGAGCAUCACGCCCCUGGACAAGUGGUUCGAGCGUUUCAUCCCAGUGAACCUCACCAUCGCUCGGCACACUGGCGUCCUCUACAACCCCAUCUUCGCCGUCUCGCGCGAGAAGAUCCGCCAGUAUCCGAAGUCCAUGUACGAGACUCUGCUGAAAGAAAUCCUUCGUUGCACCGCCAAGGAGCACGAAGGCGUUGCAGAGGUUCGAAACCUAUCGACCUUUGGCGAUCAAGUGUUCUGGCCACUUCGGACAGCAGAAGGGCGAUCCAUUCUGCUGCAACCAGACUGGGACGAUUGGCCUUCCCUGGACGAUCUGCAAAGAGGGCCGGCCUACUUGCUCGGGCUUGGUCGAUGGUUCUGGCUGGGGCACGUGCAUCCCACCUGA
Symbiodinium sp. CCMP2592 is the source of this 1206-nucleotide messenger RNA. NCBI's taxonomy places the organism in Eukaryota, Dinophyceae, Suessiales, Symbiodiniaceae. The record is from the annotation of a GenBank genome assembly.